Messenger RNA from Nezara viridula (southern green stink bug), 357 nucleotides. The record is from the annotation of a GenBank genome assembly. NCBI's taxonomy places the organism in Eukaryota, Metazoa, Arthropoda, Insecta, Hemiptera, Pentatomidae.
AUGUCGCGAAACCACUUCACCGAAACACUUUCUCUCCUUAUUCAUCGAAGCCAAUACAAUCGUUCGCCUGUUCGCGGGGAUAUUGCCCGAACCAAUGGCAUCCGUCGAUGGAAUUAUACAGCUGAGCGGUUCCGAAAUAAAUUGGCGGGAAAUCGCCAACCAAACCACGACGAUACAAAGUAUUUUACGGACCAAUGGUGUCUGAAACUUUCGGAAGAGACCUGCUACGUCAGUUCUCAUUUAAUAGCUGUCGGUGAGUCAGAGGGCGAUUUGCUGAGCAGCCCACUGCAUAAUCCAAUCUGCCUUAUCGUUCAAUCCCAGCCGGCCACGUUACUUCCACCGCUCGAUAAUUACUAG